AUGUCCUCCGAGUACAACUACGAUGCGGAUGCGCAGUUCUUCCCUUUCUUCGUCUUGACCAUAACGUCUCUCACAACGAUCCCCUUGACAUACACCCUACUCCGCGCCCCUUCAGACGGUGCCACCACCUCGAAGAGAGCUGCACAUAUCAAUUCCGAAUACCAACCAGACAACUCGGACAUAAUCGACACCCAACGCGCCAAGCAAAAACGCAAAGAACUCCGCCUCAAACGCAUCCUCUUCGCCGUCUCAGGAUGGCUAACUAUAGCCUGGAUGGUCUACCUCAUGGCCGUGACUGCACGUGCCCAACCCAAGAUUUGGAAUCCCUACGAUAUCCUCGAUGUCGGCCUCAGUGCGAGCGAGAAGCAGAUCAAUAGCCGAUAUCGCAGAUUGUCGGUAACGAUGCAUCCUGAUAAGCGGCAGCCAAACCCUGCGCUCAAUGAGACGAGCGAGAGUGUGAAUGAUCAGUGGGUCGAGAUUGUGAAGGCGUACAAGGCUUUGACGGACGAGGAGGUGAGAAAUAAUUAUGUGCAGUAUGGCAAUCCGGAUGGGAAGCAGUCGACUAGUUUCGGCAUUGCGCUGCCGCAGUUUUUGGUUGCCGAGGGAAGUGGAAAGUAUGUGCUGGUUCUCUAUGGUUUGCUGCUGGGUAUUGGUCUGCCGUGGCUGGUUGGGAAGUGGUGGUAUGGUAUGCAGAAGCUUACUAAGGAGAAGGUGCUGAUCACAACGGCUGGGAACAUGUUCAGGGAGUUCAAGGAGCGCAUGGAUGAGGGUGAUGUUGUGGCUGCGGUCAGCAGUGCUAUGGAGUACAAGGAGAUUCUGAGUGGUGCGAAUGCAGAUGCUGGACUGGGGAAGCUGGAGAAGAAGCUGCAGGCUGCGGACAGCUCGGAGACGGGUAUGCUGGCCAAGGACAAGAGGAAGCUGGAGGAGUCUGAGGAGGCAGCUAGACGCAAGACAUUGGCUCUUAUCUGGGCAUAUCUCUCAAGACUGGAGCUGGAUGACAAGAGCCUUGAGGCUGAGAAGUACGAGCUGGCUCCUACGACUCUACAGAUGAAUGAGGCUUUCGUUUCAAUCUCUUUAGCAUAUGGCUUCACAUCGCCAGUCUUGGCCUCGUACCAUCUAAGCCAAAGUUUAGUGCAAGCAGUAGCGCCAGGCACAGAUCGCCUGCCGCUCAUGCAGCUGCCACACUUCACGCCCAGUACCGUGCAAACCAUCGAGCAAAAGACGGUCGCGGGUGCCAAGAAAGAACACCUGACCAUCCAAAACUUUAUGGCACUACCAGCCGAACAACGACAAGCGCUGGCCACAGCAGCCGGUCUCUCGAAGAACCACCUGAGCGCGGCAGAAAGUGUGGCAAAACAACUUCCUCUCCUCAAAAUCGAGAAGGCAUUCUUCAAGGUUCAGGGUGAAAAGCACCUACUACCAUCUUCACUGGUACAGUUCGUGGUCAAGGCACGCUUCAUUCCACCCGGCACACCCGCCUCUGCGAUCCCACCUCUCAAGGACUCUGAUCUCCAGGACAUCGACCCAGCCGAAGGCGACAUUGAAGCGCAAAAGAAAGAAAUCGAGCAACAUCCUAUACCCUUCGCGCACGCCCCUUACCUGGCCAAAGACCGGAGUCCACGCUGGCAUAUCUUCUUGGCCGAUAACAGACAAGGCAAGAUUGCCGUACCGCCUUUCACCUUCAGCACAUUUGAUAAGAUGGCUUUCGAGGACGAUGGGAAGGGGAGUCUGAAACCCACUUUCGAGGUCGUGACCUUGAAGAUGCAAUUCCAGGCUCCGCCGCAAGCGGGAGAGUAUAGAUUUCAAAUGAAUGUCAUUUGCGACAGCUAUAUUGGUUUCGAUCACAAGCAGGAUGCUAUAAUGGAUAUCGCCGACCCGGCCUCGAUCCCUGCGGACGUGGAGGAAGUCGCGGAAGACGACAUCUCUGAGCCCGAGGAGGAUAGUAUUGCGGGACAGAUGGCUAGUUUGCGAGGACAGCCGACGAGUGAUCCGGCGGAAAGGGAGGCGAAGGAGGCUGCGAGGGCGGAGAGGCAGAGGAGGAGGGAUGAGCAGAGGAAGGCUAUACAGGCUAAGGGUGGGAAGGAGGGUGAGGGUGAGGAGAGCGAUUAUGAGAGUGGGACUGAUGAGGAUGAGGAGAGUGUGUCUGAGACGGACACGGAGACGGAUUCGGAUGAGGAAGCUGCUAAGAAGAAGGGUGCUUGGUGGUGA
Recurvomyces mirabilis is the source of this 2208-nucleotide messenger RNA. RefSeq names its product secretory subunit (gene SEC63). Gene Ontology annotation, biological process: post-translational protein targeting to endoplasmic reticulum membrane; SRP-dependent cotranslational protein targeting to membrane. Gene Ontology annotation, molecular function: transmembrane protein transporter activity; RNA binding. The transcript has a single exon. Bases 1 to 2208 code for a protein of 735 amino acids. The record is from RefSeq and is a predicted model, not a curated record. Gene Ontology annotation, cellular component: Sec62/Sec63 complex. NCBI's taxonomy places the organism in Eukaryota, Fungi, Ascomycota, Dothideomycetes, Mycosphaerellales, Teratosphaeriaceae.